Cajanus cajan (pigeon pea) is the source of this 1319-nucleotide messenger RNA. RefSeq lists its product as uncharacterized. Lineage: Eukaryota; Viridiplantae; Streptophyta; Magnoliopsida; Fabales; Fabaceae. The record is from RefSeq and is a predicted model, not a curated record.
UAUAGAGAGAGAGGUUGGUUCAUCUUGUUUCCAUUUUGGUGUGUGAAUGAUGGAUAUGAUAGCAGAUGCAGUUGUGGGCGCUGUGUUUCAGGAAUUGCUGAGAACUGUUUUGGACAUAACAAGCAAAGCCAUCACGUUCAAGCAAAGCAUGGGCAACCUCCAAUCCACUCUAGAGGCAAUAGCUCCACUGAUCAGAGAGAUAGAACAACACAACAACGAGUUGGGGCGUCCAAAGGAGGAACUGGAAUCGCUGCUAAGGAAAAUGGAAGAGGGCACGAAGCUUGUAUGCAAGUGUUCAACGGUUGGAAGGCUAGAUUAUGUGGGAAGGGUUCGUUACCAGAAUCAGAUAGAAGAGCUUUCGAACUGGCUCAUGAGGUUUUUCGUCAUUGACCUGCAAGCUCAGAUGGCGAGAGAUCUUAAGGAGACCUUGCGUAGGGUUUCAGGAGCUGCUGCGUCUUCUCUUCAUGAAUCUCAUGUCAAUAGCUCAACAAAAGCCCAGUCAUUAGUGAAUGAUUCUGCUGAGCAAACUCAAGGCAUGGAUUCAAGCUUCAGACAAGCUUCAACAAUAAGUCCAACGACCACUAUCGUUGGGUCCAAGUAUUGUAGUCCAUUUCCAAUCAUACUGGAGAUUGUUAGAACGGUGAAGAAAUUGGGCUUUCCCGAUAAAUUUUGUGUCAAAAACAUGCACAACAACAUCAUUUUCAACCUUGAAAAGCCUUCAUUCUCGAUCCAUGGACGAUAUAUCUUAUUUGAUGAGGACAAGAACCCUAUCGUCACACUGCAAAGCAAGAGAAUGACAGCACAUAAUCGUUGGGAAGUUUUUAGGGGUAACAGUCACCAAACAAAGGAUUUGCUCUUCAAUGUAAAGCAACACCACAUAAUCCAGCUAAAGGCCAAAUUGGACGUGUUCCUGGCUACAAAUACUGAAGAGAAUGUUUGUGACUUUAUGGUACAAGGAAGUUGGUCUGGUGGAUCAUAUAGUGUUCAUGACGAUCAGUCCCACGACAUUAUAGCCCAGAUUGCUAAAUACGUUGCUCCUCGAAGAUUUGGGUUUUCUAAAGAGAGUGCCGUGGUGAGAGUGAAAGCCAAUGUUGAUUAUGGAUUCAUUGUGGUACUGAUUAUUGUGAUUCUUAUCCUAACCUAAAGGCAAGCAUGGAGUUAACGUAGAAUUUGAUUUUGUGUCAAUAAUGCAUUGGGUUAUCAAAGGUUCUUUUAUACAAGCUCACUUGUAACAAUGUUUUACGAUCAAUUAGACGGUUAAUUCAAUUGGUUUAUCAAAGGUUCUUUUAUACAGGUUAUAUGUUUUUAUUGUAAUAACA